This is a messenger RNA of Sitophilus oryzae (rice weevil), 870 nucleotides long. Its product is annotated as piggyBac transposable element-derived protein 4-like. The record is from RefSeq and is a predicted model, not a curated record. Lineage: Eukaryota; Metazoa; Arthropoda; Insecta; Coleoptera; Curculionidae. The coding region runs from base 1 to 870 and encodes 289 amino acids. The transcript has a single exon.
AUGUUACCUGCUUUCAGAGGAAGAUAUCCCUUUAGGCAGUAUAUGCCCAAUAAACCUUCAAAAUAUGGAUUGAAAAUUUUUGCUAUGGCUGAUAGCAAAACGUUUUAUGUAUCAAAUAUGGAGGUAUAUUUAGGCAAGCAGCCUGCCGGUCCAUUUGCAUUAAGUUAUUCCCCAGAUUUGGUUGUCAAAAGAUUGAUUACUCCGAUCACUGGCAGUGGCAGAAAUGUCACAAUGGACAACUGGUUUACCAGUUUGCCACUAGCUUUGGAUUUGGUGCAGGAUCAUAACCUCACUGUAUUGGGAACGGUUCGUAAAAAUAAAAAAGAACUUGCUCCAAUAUUUAUAGAAACCAAGCAACGUAAAGAGUGUUCAUCCGUUUUUGGCUUUCAAGAAAAAAAUACAGUUUUAUCCUGUGUCCCUAAGAGAGAAAAAACUGUUAUUUUGCUAAGCACGAUGCACAACGAUGAUGCAAUAGAUCACUUUACUGGGGAGAAAUAUAAGCCCGUAAUCAUUACAGACUACAACAGAACAAAAAGCGGAGUUGACGCUGUCGAUAAGUUAUGUGCUUCAUAUAACACCUCACGAAAUAGCAGACUAUGGCCCCUAACCAUAUUUUUCACUUUGCUAAAUAUAGCGGGAAUAGAUUCAAGAGUUAUUUAUACCUGGAAUAAUUCUAAAAACAUCAAACGGCGUUUUUUCCUCAAACAAUUUUCUCUCGAUUUGAUCAGUGACCAUAUGAACUCCAGAAAAUCAAACAAAUAUUUAUCCAAGGGACUCAAAAGGAAAAUGGUCGAUUUUAUGGAAACUGAAGAUAAUGUAAGUCCACCAAAGCGUCCAAAUCUUGACCAACAGAAGCGAUGUACUACCUAG